Molecule: messenger RNA, 10836 nt
Organism: Lethenteron reissneri (Far Eastern brook lamprey)
Lineage: Eukaryota; Metazoa; Chordata; Hyperoartia; Petromyzontiformes; Petromyzontidae
Product: sodium channel protein type 2 subunit alpha-like
Biological process (GO): sodium ion transmembrane transport; membrane depolarization during action potential; neuronal action potential
Cellular component (GO): plasma membrane; voltage-gated sodium channel complex
Molecular function (GO): voltage-gated sodium channel activity
Source: RefSeq, a predicted model, not a curated record
GCCUCUUCACGAGAAUGACGCCCGUCACGUCUGGGAGCGCCUGGCGCACACAAGGAUGCAAUGCGCGGCUCGUGACAUAAAUUGCUUUCAACGCGCGCACUUAAGGAAGCUUUCCUGAGACUCCUGCCCAAGCCUGCCACCGCGACUCGGGGUGCCGUGCAGGACAGGGGUGGGCUGGCGUGUGUCCACGUCCCUGUGCAGCCUGCCUCGACUGUCUUCGCUGUCAUCACGCCGAUGACGAGAAGAUUUCCCGACAGCAGAGCACGAGCACCGUGAUGAUGGGAGGCGGACGAUGCCACGGGGACCCUUUCACUCCGCUCCACAGCUGACCUGCGUGCGCACCGCCAGGAAGCUUUUCUUUAACGACAAAUCACUGGCUUCCAGGAGAAAAGACGUCGGGAUAGAUCACAGCAUCACGCUGAGAAGAAGAAGGAGAUUCGUAGAGCGAGUGUGAGCAUCGACAAGCUCGCACGCGCAGGAUCGAUCACCAUCACCAUCAUCAUCUCCACUCUCAUCGACUGCAUAACCACUCUCAUCGUCGCAAUUAUCUCUAUUCUCAUCACUAACAUCUACAUCAUCAUUGCCAUCAGUUUCACCACCACCACCACCACUUGUAUCAUCAUCAUCAUCUAUGUUACCAUCACCACCACCAAGACGACUUUCAUCCCUACACGUGCUGGUGCUGUAACCAUCACUACGCGCGUUGCUCUCCCAACGAGGACAACAACAACAACAAAGUCAACAAAGUCAAGGCUCGUGGCUCCACUCGCCACCCAUCUGUCACAAUGUCCUGCAUGGUCGGCAUCCCCCAGUCGAGCGGCUUCUUUCGCCACUUCACCAAGGAGUCCGUGGCCAGGAUCGAGGAGCAGAUCGCCUGGGAAAAGGAGCGCAAGGCAGACAAAGAUUCCACCGUGGUGAUUGAGAAGGUGAAACCGCUCAAUUUCUUGGAGGCGGACAGGACCAUGCCAUUUGUGUAUGGAGAGGUUCCGCCGAAGAUGAUCUCGGAGCCGCUCGAGGACCUGGACCCCUACUACAGGAACAAGAUGACGUUUUUGGUUCUCAACAAAGGCAAGACCAUCUUCAGGUUUAAUGCGUGCAAGGCGCUUUGUCUCUUCACAGUGUUCAACCCCAUUAGGAGAAUAUCUAUCAAGAUCCUCACUCACUCAUUAUUCACCAUCCUCAUUAUGGCGACCAUUCUGACCAACUGUGUCUUCAUGGCUAUCAAUACGGAGCUGAAGGUUGUGGAGUAUGUGUUCACCGCCAUCUACAUGUUCGAGGCUCUGGUCAAGAUUCUGGCUCGAGGCUUCUUCUUCGGGGCCUUCACCUACCUGAGGGACCCGUGGAACUGGCUGGACUUGGCCGUACUUGUCAUCGCAUGUUUUACCAGCAUACCAGGUUUCGCAAAUCUGUCAGCACUGCGGAUGUUCCGAGUGAUGAGGGCGUUGAAAACCAUUUCCGUGGUUCCAGGCCUGAAGACGAUCGUCCGAGCGCUCAUCCAGUCGGUGAAGAAGCUCUCAGACGUCACCAUCCUCACCUUGUUCUGCCUCAGCAUCUUCGCGCUGAUCGCCCUGCAGCUCUUCAAGGGCAAUCUGAAGAACAAGUGCGUCCGCUGGCCAAUUCCGGGCAACUUCAAUUUCAUUAACAUCUCAGAGUACCUGGAGGACAAAGAAAAUUACUACUUCCACAAGAAUGUGCCACUACUCUGUUCAAACUCAUCGGAAAAUAAUACUUGCCCUGAUGGGUACACCUGCCUCAAGGCCGGGAAAAACCCAAACUACGGCUACACCAACUACGACAAUUUCGGCUGGGCUUUCCUCUCCUUGUUCCGGCUCAUGACGCAGGACUACUGGGAGAACCUCUAUCAGCUGACCCUGCGCGCGUCCGGCAAGGUGUACAUGAUAUUCUUCGUGAUGGUCAUCUUCCUGGGCUCCUUCUACCUCAUUAACCUCAUCCUGGCCGUGGUAGCCAAGUCUUACGAGGAGCAGAACCUGGCCACGCAGCAGGAGGCCGAACGCAAGAAGGACGAGCUUCAGGAGAUGCUGGAGCAGCUGAAGAUCCAGAAGGAGGAUCAGGUCGCCAUGGCGACCGGUCAAUCACGGAGGCCCAGCUACUGCCGGAGCCGGAUGGCCUCGGACCAAUCGCAUGGGAGCGACACGGGCAGCGUGACGGGGGUGCUGGCGGUGCCGCGGGCUUUGGAGCGCCGUGGCACUCUGCUGCCGGAGGCCUCCGAGAACGGCAACGAUCUGAGCCAGCAGCUGGGCCGCAAGGUGUACGUCCUGCACCCCGACGAUCGGCAGGAGUGCGACAACGCCGGCUCGCUGCUGUCCAUAGUGAUGAGUGCCACUCCGCAGCGUGUGAGCAUGGGCAGCGUGUUCCGUGGCUCGGAUGACUUAAUGCUGAACGGGCGGCAGAUCAAUCGCGAGGGCGACACGGGCAGCUGCCAGGAGGUCCCCUACCAGCCGUGGCUCGAGCGCAUGCCGCUGGGGAGCCGCAACAGCCAGAGCAGUGAGGGGGGGAAAACGAUGGAUCACCUGGGAUUUGAAGGAACCAUGAGAAUGAGGUCUGAUUCCUUUCAGAUUUCGGCAGAUUUUUUGGAUGAUCCUAUCAGCCGGGAGCGUGCGAUGAGUGCAAUAAGUGCCAUUGAAGAAGAAGAGAAGAAGACCAAGUGCCCGCCGUGCUGGGACAGAUUCGUCAACAAGUUCCUCAUCUGGACCUGCUGCCCGUUCUGGAUGAGGGUGAAGCGGCUGGCCAAGAUAGUGGUCAUGGACCCCUUCUUCGACCUCUUCAUCACCCUCUGCAUCAUCAUCAACACGGUGUUCAUGGCCAUGGAGCACUACCCCAUGAAGCCUGAAUUUCAAACGAUGCUGGACACCGGCAACAAGCUCUUCACCGCGAUAUUCGCUGCGGAGAUGGUGCUGAAGCUGGUUGCGCUCGACCCAUUCUACUACUUCCAGCAGAAGUGGAACAUCUUCGACUCAUGCAUCGUGACGCUCAGCUUCGUGGAGCUGGGCCUGACCGGCGUCGAUGGCCUCUCCGUGCUGCGCUCCUUUCGCCUGCUGAGGGUGUUCAAGCUAGCCAAGUCGUGGCCCACGAUGAACGCCCUCAUCAAGAUCAUCGGCAACUCCGUCGGGGCCCUGGGCAACCUCACCGUCAUCCUGGUCAUCGUCAUCUUCAUCUUCGCCGUGGUGGGCGUGCAACUCUUCGCGAAGCAUUACGAUGAAAAUAAGGCGAUGCAGAUAAUUCCCAACGAGUGUCCCCUACGCUGGCACAUGCGGGACUUCUUCCACUCCUUCCUGAUCGUCUUCCGCAUCCUGUGCGGCGAGUGGAUCGAGAACAUGUGGAUCUGCAUGGAGCUCGCGGGCCAGCCGCUCUGCAUCGUUGUCUUCAUGAUGGUGCUCAUAUUCGGAAACCUUGUGGUGCUGAACCUCUUCUUGGCGCUGCUGCUCAGCUCAUUCUGCGCAGAAAACUUCACGGCGGCAGACGACGACACAGAGGCGACCAACAUGAAGAUCGCGCUGGGCCGUAUCCGCAACGGGAUCGCCUACGUGGCCUCCAGCAUCCGCCGCUUCGUCUGCAAGGUGCUGCGCUGCGGGAAGGUGCCGGACAGCAGGCAGAAGAUCGACAUCGUCAAGCUGGAGCAGAUGAAAAAUGUCUCCGUGGGUUUCGCGGGCACCAACGGCGCGAACCAUGUGCACAAAGUCGUGUCCAACGGCAGCGUGUCGAGCAUGGCCGUGCCUGUCGCCAUGCCCGAGCUCGAGUCCGACAUACCUGACCACGGCUCCACGCUCACGGGUUACUCCACCCAGAGCCUGGGCUCCAGCCUGGUGGACGAGGCAAUGGAGGUGGAGGUGACUGACGGAGUGCUGGCGAGCGAAGACGAGAAGACAAAGCAGCAGGAGGAGGAGGAGGAAGCGGAGAAGAAGUAUGGGGAACCGGAAAUCGUGGAGCUAGGACCUGGAGACUGCUUUCCAAAUGUGAUCGCACGGAACUUCCCGUGUUGCAACGUGGACGUGACGCGGGGCUGCUGCCUGCCAUGCUGGACCCUGCGGCGGACAUGCUUCACCAUCGUGGAGCACAACUGGUUCGAGACGUUCAUCAUCUUCAUGAUCCUUCUCAGCAGCGGAGCCCUCGCAUUUGAAGAUGUUUACAUCGAGCAAAGGAAAAUGUUGAAGACCUUGCUGGAGUACGCCGACAAGGUGUUCACGUUCAUUUUCAUCAUCGAGAUGUUGCUCAAGUGGGUCGCCUAUGGCUUCAAGAAUUACUUCACCAACGCAUGGUGCUUGCUGGACUUUGUCAUCGUCGGGGUGUCGGUGACAUCCCUCAUCGCCUCGUUCAUCGGAUACGACCAGCUGACGGCCAUCAAGUCACUGCGGACCCUGCGCGCUCUCAGGCCUCUCCGGGCCCUGUCUCGUUUCGAGGGGAUGAGGGUGGUGGUGAACGCGCUCGUGGGCGCCAUCCCCUCCAUCAUGAACGUGCUGCUCGUGUGCCUCAUCUUCUGGCUCAUCUUCAGCAUCAUGGGCGUCAACUUUUUCAAGGGAAAGUUCUUCAAGUGCGUGAACAGUACGGACGACAGCACGAUGAACGAGUCAAUAAUCCCCCACCAAAACGCGUGCUUGGAGCAGUCGCCCUUUCUGCGCUGGAAGAACCUUCCUGUCAACUUCGACAACGUGGCCUCCGGAUACCUGGCCCUGCUGCAAGUCUCCACAUUCAAGGGAUGGAUGGAUAUCAUGUACGCUGCAGUUGAUUCUCGUCAAAACAAUACCGAACAGCCUCGGUUUGAGGAGAGUUCGGGAUACUAUUUGUUCUUUGUCAUCUUCAUUAUAUUUGGAGCAUUUUUCAUCCUCAACCUUUUCAUUGGUGUGAUCAUUGACAACUUCAACCAGCAAAAGAAAAAGUUUGGUGGAGAAGACAUCUUCCUCACUGAGGAGCAGAGGAAAUACCACAACGCGAUGAAGAAGCUCGGAUCCAAGAAGCCCAGAAAGCCAGUGCCAAGACCGAAUAACAAGUACCAGGGAAUGGCGUACGACCUCGUGCACUGGCAGGCAUUUGAGAUUGGCAUCAUGGUGCUAAUCUGCCUCAACAUGCUGACCAUGAUGAUAGAGGCGGACGAGCAGAGCGACGCGAUGAGAACGGCACUGUACAUCACCAACAUCGUCUUCAUCGGCAUCUUCACCACCGAGUGUGUCCUCAAAAUGUUCGCACUUCGACAGUACUUCUUCACGUUCCCGUGGAACGUGUUUGACUUUGCCGUCGUCACCUUGUCCGUCUUCGUGAAGGUUUUUGUGUUCGUGUGGAGAAAAAGAGACCCAAUGUUGGAUCCGUCCAUUGACCUCGCGAUGGCUGACAACAGCUGGCUGUCCAACAUCGUGGAGCCAACUUUGUUCCGGGUGGUGCGUCUCUUCCGAGUUGGUCGCAUCCUGCGUCUCAUCCGCGGGGCGCAGGGCAUCCGCACGCUGCUCUUCGCGCUGCUCAUGUCGCUGCCGGCGCUCUUCAACAUCGGCCUGCUCCUCUUUGUGGUCAUGUUCAUCUUCUCCGUCUUCGGCAUGUCCAACUUUGGCUACCUGAAGCACACGGCCGGCAUCGACGAUAUCUUCAACUUCGAGACGUUCGGCGGCUCCAUGCUGUGCCUCUUCCAGAUCACGACGUCAGCCGGCUGGGACGGGCUCCUGGCACCGACCCUCUUGAGCAAGGAGCCGGACUGCGAACCGAACGCCGUUCACGUGGGCACCAACGUCGUGGGCAACUGCGGCAACAAGGCCAUCGGCUGCGCGUUCUUCGUGACGUACAUCAUCAUCUCCUUCCUCAUCGUCGUCAACAUGUACAUCGCCGUCAUCCUCGAGAACUUCAAUGUGGCCACGGCGGAGAGCAGCGAGCCGCUUAGCGAGGAUGACUUUGAGAUGUUCUACGACAUCUGGGGAAAGUUCGACCCCAACGCCACGCAGUUCAUCUCAUUCACAGAGCUCCCGAAUUUCAUCGACAGCCUCGACGAACCGCUGCGCGUGCCCAAGCCCAACCAGCUGGCUGUGGCAGUCAUGGACCUGCCGAUAGUGGAAGGCGACCGCAUCCACUGCCUGGAGGUGCUCUUCGCUCUCACCAAGCGCGUGCUCGGUCAGGGUGAGGGCCUGGAGGGCCUGCGUGAGCAGAUGGAGGAGCGCUUCAUCGCGGCCAACCCCGAGCAGGUGAACCUCGAGCCCGUGACGACGACACUGCAGCGGCAGCAGCAGGAGAUGGCCGCGCUCAAGAUCCAGAAGGCCUACAGGAAGUACCUGGAGUCGCUGCCGCCCGAGGGAGGGCCCGCGCGGCUGGCGGCGCUACGCGAGAUGCGUCGCGCCAGCAAGGCCCGCGACCACAUCGCCACGGUGGUCACGGCGACACGUCAAAUGGCUUCGGCGGAGGCGUUGAGCUCGUCGGGCGAAGACGAGGGUCUGACAGCCGCCAGCAGCAACGGCAAGAUUUCGGAAAGCUCAAAAACUGGCUGAGCUCAGUUCUGCCUUAAAAGAAAGAUGUAAAAAUAGACGCUGCCAAGAGUGGAGGUUGUGAGACGCGACUGGGAUGAGUUCGUUUUUUUUUUUUCGAUUGCGCUUACUGACGCAAAAUGGUAUUUAAACACCGUGCUUAUUACUGCAGCUGGGAUUGAAAAUAAGAAUAUUAAAAUAAGCAAGCUAGUUAUCAGUGUUUGGCUGAACAUUUUACACAUUUUAUAACUUUUCCUGGACAUUUAUAUAUAUAAAAAAACACAGGAUAUGGGUUAGAUAGUACCAAACACUGGAACAGCAGAACACUCUUUAAAUACAGGAAUUACAUGUUUAUUUGAAGAUGACAUCUUUGUGAACAAAAUAGAAAUAAGCAUGUGAUUAGUCUAAGACCAGUAUCACUUUCGUUUAUACAUAUCUAUACAAUAUGUACUUGUAUAUCAGCUCAUAUUCGCUGUAUUUAAAAUUUAGUUCGGUUUAUAUUUUUGCCUCUUAGAUUCUGUUAUUAUUUGUGUCAUAUUCAUCAUCAUCACUAUCAUCAUCAUCCCUCAUGUGACUUGAUGUGCUUCCUCUAUAGGCAUUGAACAAUGACCCAAGAUCACGCAGUGACAGCAAAAUCAGUCACUGCAACAUGUAGCUGCUUGAGAUGCAGGUGUUUCCAGUUGCUGUAUAAAAUCUGAAAGUGCAUUGUAUCAGCUGUCUGUUGCCAUCUCGCUGCACAUUUAACCUCAACUCAUCAUAAAUGAGGCAGAAAAUAUAAAUAGCUCGACGUCAAAAUAAUAAGUGACCUGUGUACCAUUUACCUACCUUGUUUUUUAGGUGUGCUGUCAAUAAGCUGACUUAAGCUGAGUCACGGCGCUUUGUAUUAAUAACACAAUUUGUAAAAUUGCGGUCAGCAGAGAGCAGUAUGGCAAAAUCCAUUGUUAUACUGUACUGUGAACCAACGUCUGUGUUCUCCACCUUUACCAACCCGCACUGACCAGCGUGGUAAAGUAUGGUCAAGGAAACCCCAUGACCUUCAUGGCAAUGAUCACCUGCCAUCCAGCAGUGGACUGACGGAAAGGGCCGUGGAUGUUCUAUAACCCAUUAAAAUGAGUGAAUGUUUACAGCACACAUCAUGUCACUUGCAGCGUCACUUCUGAGGGUUCAGAGGUCAAGAUGCUCGUGAGUGAGUGUGUACUCGUUCAUGGUUCUGGACUGUGGAAGCCUAGAGCCUGAGAAAGGGAUGGAGGUUGGACGAAUGAGUUUGCCCAUUUGCUGAUCACAGGGAAAUUUCUUUCACCAAUUAGAAAGUAUUUUUUUUGUUAUUGCAUAACCAACCACAAGGAAUGGUUCCAAGCCCAUUUACAAACCACCCUCAACUCCACUCAGCCUCUCCAUCUCAAUUUCCCACCACUCAGAAGACUCUGUCCCAUCAGCCGGAAUAGCUGUGCUCGAAAAAUUAUCAUUUGUUUUGUACUCUCUUUAUCAUUAUCAUCACCAUGGAUAUUUGUUUUCGAAUUGCAUUAGCAUGGUAACAAUUGCUAUAUUUUUUCACGUAUGCAUUCAAUGCAAUUUACCCACUUUGAAUGUUUAAAUGUUUUACCAUAAACAUUGCGGAGGGAAGAGGGCAUUAGGUUUUUUUUUGUGGAGCCAAUAUUGUAUGUGACCUAAUGUUUGAAACAGCAUUUCAACAUUCACCCUGUGUAUGUCACUUGACACGAUAAUGCCUUGGUUGGAGAGAAUGUAUCAAUAUAAAGUUCCACCAUUUAUCAGAUACCUGGAAAAAAAUAUGUUCUUUCAGAUGAAAUGUUUUACACAACUGAUAGUUAUUUUAACAUUAAAUGUAAAAUCAUGCUGUGCUCUUUUUCAACAUCUUAUUUUGAGUGCAGCUCCCAUAUGAUAGCACAUCUUCGUGUCGUUUCAUUGGUUGGACUCGGUAACUACUGAAACCAUUCUCUGCUUAAUAAAUUGAUCUCAAUGAUUUGCUGUGGAUGGAACAGCACCUCCUCAUGAAAUAACAACAGCAGGCACUGUCCCAUUUGACCAACCCGACGGACUUAAGGUGUGGCGCAGGCUAAAACUGUUACAUGAAUAAAAAAUAAAAUGUAAAAUUUUAUACAAAAGAGAACAUUCUAGUUCUGCGGUGUUUGGGUUAGAUUUACGGUGUUGGUGAAUGUACAUUUUCGUCAAAUUGUUGGCAAAAAUGUGCCGAUGUCUCCAUCGCAUAGUUGUUGUAAGGUGAACACGUAACCUUCAAGGAUCGUUCUUGUAGUAUCCCACGAUUUAGAUUUAGGUCUUCAUGCUGGUCGCCAACUGCAACAACGUCUCCUACCCAUCACGACCGCCUUCUCACAAUUGCAUCCACAACACUUGCUUGCCAUAUUGUAUGACAAACUUACACGUUCCUUAUGCUCUUCUUUCAGUGAUUAUUAUAAUCCUUUGCAUGCACCUGAUUCAAAAUGCCAGAACUGUAUAUUUUUGGUGGCUUCGAGUGCAGUGGACACAUCCAGUAUGUAAUAGCUUAUCAAGAAUGCCUCUGAGAAUCUUUAACAAUUGCACAACAUCUUUUAGUUGUGCAUAUGCACUUACUACUUUUUAAUUGCUGCCAAUUAGAAAACAUAUAUUUAAGAAACAUACCACGCCCUCCAGCCACAAUUGUCCCAUUGAUGUGACUUGACCCGGUCAAUAUAGUCCUUUCUGUUGAUAUAAAAACCAAGUCCAAUCACAGAAAUGUUCUUUUGUACUUACCUGGUCGUACAUACACAAUAACGUUUCCCAAGCGGGGACAUUUUCGUUUACUUUCGUUUGAUGUUUGUUUAACUGUUCCAUCAUCAUCAGCCUUGCUCUAUCGACUGCUGUACGAAGGCUUCCCCCCAAAACUUUGCUAAACCCUCGGUUUGUCCAGCGAUGCAUUGUACAGGAGCUCAACUCAUCGCUCCAUCUGUGCGGUUGACAUCCUCCCGGGCACGUUCCCUGCAUUGACUGCCACUCUCGCGUUAGCCCCAAUCCCGUCUGAGUGACACGUCCUGCCCCCAGAGUCCACCUUGUUGCGUGUGAACGGACAGCCUCUGACGUCACCUGUUUGUUCACAAUUGUGUAAACGCAUCGUUCUCAAAUGUUUAACGCGUCGUUGCCUUCGUCCGAACGUGUAUUACGCGACACGUGACCAUACUAACCCGUUAAGUAAGCUUCGAUACGUCGUGAAACAUUAAUGCGCCUAAUGGAUGUAAGAUACGUUUGAAAGGAGGCAUGCAUCAUCUCCGCAAAGGCUGUAAACAUUUCAACACUCGUGUAUUGCAUGCGCAUUGAGGUGUUCCAUUUGCCUGGAGAGAAAAAAAAGUAGCACAUCCAAUUAUAUACAUGACAGUAUGAUAAACAACAAUAAGUACGCGUGCAGAGAAUGUACCAAUGCCGUCCAUGGGUGGCAUUAGGGUUAUGACGCUCUUUUUUACAUCCUAGAAUAGUUAUACGCUUUGAAGGUGUAUUUAGAAUGAGUUGUGCAAUUACACGUGCAUAUGCGAUCUGUCCAGGUGAUGCAACGGUUGAGCGCGCGGCUCGCGAUCGGAGAUUUGUCAAUUCAAAUCCAGGCCAGGAAUUGGCUCGCCCCUUCGUGUUUCCGGGGGUCGGUUAAAACGAGUACAAAUUUAUGCGGAAGUCGGCACUGGUCAACCUCCGCAUAGACUCGGCCUGCCCCAUAGGAAUGUGGAAUUUCCACCACUGGCUCAGCGCUGUGCACAGGAGACAAGUUGAGAGAGACACCACCAAUUCUGCAUUUUGACAGACGAUAUGUACAUUGCUAUUGUGUAUUGGGUAUCCUCAUUAAUGAGGAGGCAAAUCACUUUUCACGGUCACGGUACACGCAAAAAAUCGUGCGCAGAAGGAUCCAUUGUUUUAAAAUCCCAUACAGCACGAUGCAUGUAUGGUAAUUGCACAACGUGACCGCCUGCGGCCAGUAGGGCCGCUACUUUCCCCACACGCACAACGUUUGAAAAUAUAAUUGGUUCUUUCCAUGACAUUCGUGACAUUUCAAAGGUGACGGGUGGGGGGGUGGAGCAUUGAACCACAAUUCUAUUUGUAAUUCAAAAUUGACACUGACAGGACCUUAAUAUGUAUCAAGUACAUUCGUAAAUAAUUGAGUGUAGAGGUACAGCAUUUCGAUACAGCGUUCCCAUUGAUUCAUUGACAGCAUGAGAAAGAGAGAAAAAGCCGCCCUGAGUGUGUCUUGAACUGCGCUACGAUUACGUGGGGAGACCUCCGCUAUAUAAUUGGAUGUACGUUGCUGUUUUCUAAAAAGGUUACGUUUCAUGUACAAAUAUCAAAUAAAUCAUGCUGUCACAUUGUUUUCUUUCCCCCCAAAAAUGUAAAACUUGUCGCAGCUGCA